Messenger RNA from Plasmodium malariae, 270 nucleotides. Its product is annotated as conserved Plasmodium protein, unknown function. The transcript is spliced from 2 exons. Lineage: Eukaryota; Apicomplexa; Aconoidasida; Haemosporida; Plasmodiidae. Bases 1 to 270 code for a protein of 89 amino acids. The record is from RefSeq and is a predicted model, not a curated record.
AUGUAUAAUUUGAGUAAAUUAUAUUUGCUAAGAUGGAACACUUCGUGGACUUAUAAAUUAAAGAGAUAUCACAUGUCCCCAAGAUGGAAUGUUAGUAAAUGGUUGGUGAAAGAAGAAUAUAAAUCACAAAAAUUUAACAAACCAUUUUAUUUAACAAAAUGGGGAAAUUUCAAAACAUAUCAACAUCAAUUUUUUCCGAACAAUGGAGCUUUUAAUAAAUUUUGUAAUAUGAAUAAAUUGCAUGAGAACAACAUGAAUAUUAAAAAAUAG